Penicillium macrosclerotiorum is the source of this 1437-nucleotide messenger RNA. RefSeq names its product serine/threonine-protein phosphatase 2A activator. Gene Ontology annotation, molecular function: protein tyrosine phosphatase activator activity; peptidyl-prolyl cis-trans isomerase activity. The transcript has 3 exons. Gene Ontology annotation, cellular component: nucleus; cytoplasm; protein phosphatase type 2A complex. Lineage: Eukaryota; Fungi; Ascomycota; Eurotiomycetes; Eurotiales; Aspergillaceae. Gene Ontology annotation, biological process: mitotic spindle organization. The coding region runs from base 1 to 1437 and encodes 478 amino acids. The record is from RefSeq and is a predicted model, not a curated record.
AUGUUCUCACAUCGGGCGACUCGCAUCUUGCCGGCUUUGGAUCCAUCAGCUCCACACACUUUCAUCGCCCCCAAGAAGAGGAUCCAUGAAUCGCAAGAUGUGUCGGUCUUCUUGAUCUCGAAAGCCUACGCGGACAUCAUGACCUUCAUAUUACAGCUGAAUCGCUCCAUGUUCCCCGAAAGUCUCGCCGACGGAUCUGCACAAACUUGGCCAUUGAAUUCAGAUGCAGUGCAAUUCUCUGCGCCUGUCCGACAGCUGCAACGACUACUUUCCAAGGUGGAAGACAUCAUAAACGAGGUUCCACCGGAUACCGGACCGCGCAGAUUUGGAAAUAUCAGUUUUAGAAAGUGGCAUGAGGUUUUGGAAGACCGGGCAUCCGAUUUGCUUAGGGAAUGCUUAAGUAUUGAGCUUUUGACCACACCUUCAGCUACCGAGGACGAUGUCACAGCGGAGUCGGAGCUCAAGGCGUACUUUCUGGGCAGCUGGGGGAGCGGGCAAAGGCUGGACUAUGGGACUGGGCAUGAAUUGAGCUUUUUAGCCUUUCUGGGUGCGAUUUGGAAGCUGAAUGGGUUCCCUAAAUCCGAAUUUGGGGUUGAGGAGAGGGCAAUCGUACUCGGUGUCAUUGAACCAUAUUUGGAGCUUGUGAGAACUCUCAUUAAGACAUAUACCCUUGAGCCGGCAGGCUCCCAUGGAGUAUGGGGACUUGACGAUCAUUCUUUCAUCCCUUACGUCCUGGGCUCUGCACAGCUUUCCCCAGCAAUCAGUGUCACUGAUCUUACCCCGGAAGAAGGGUCAUUGCCCAAUGCACCCGAUCCCGGCGGUGUUGCUAAGCACAACGUGGUGGAACGAGAAAGGGAAAUGAAUCUAUACUUCUCGGCUAUCGGGUUCAUCUAUGAUGUGAAGAAAGGCCCUUUCUGGGAACACAGCCCUAUGCUUUAUGAUAUUUCUGGCAUUCGAGCUGGUUGGGGUAAAAUAAAUAAGGGUAUGGUCAAAAUGUAUAACGCAGAAGUCUUAUCUAAGUUCCCUGUUGUUCAACAUUUUCCUUUCGGCUCUCUGUUUAGCUUUGACCGCGAUCCGAAUGCGAUUGCUCCACCGACAACCAUUCAUACAACUUCCGGUCCUCAAGGACGUCCUGUUGUGCCAGAUGCAGGCCCACCAUCAUCGGCUACAACGCGGCCAAACAUUGAUGCAGGUACCAGUGCCCCUUGGGUAACUACGGGAGCUAGUACUCGUGUACCUCCUUCCAUGGAUACAACUGCAGCGCCAUGGGCCACUGGAAGACCUGAUGCCCCUCUAGGAGCACGUCCAGUACUGCCCGAUACUUCUAGAUUGCCACCCGGGCCUAUGGCUCCUACUAGAGCACCCUGGGUUUGCGGGCAAGCCCCUCCACCGCCUGACAAUGGGCCUACUAAAGCGCCCUGGGCGAAACGAGAUUGA